AUCCGUCAGUUCCUUUAACUUUUCCCAGCCCCCUUGGUAUAUUAUCUUCAGCUGCCCAAGAGCAGUCACUGUCUCCAGGAGAUCACAACUCAGAAGCACAGCUGGAGAGGAUCAUCCAGGUGUGCAGAAGAUGACAACCAACUCCUCUCUCCCCGUGAACGGGUCUGCGGGGACUCUGACUGUACCCACUAGCUACAUCAUCCUGGACGCCUUCUCUUACACCACAUUUGCAGUCACCUUUGUCCUGGGCAUGCUGGGCAAUGGUCUUGUGAUCUGGGUGGCUGGAUUCCGCAUGAAACGCACCGUCACCACCCUCUGUUACCUGAACUUGGCCUUCGCUGACUUCUCUUUCACCGCCACCCUACCUUUCCUCGCCAUCCGGCAGGCCUGGGGAGGAGCCUGGCCUUUAGGUUGGUUCCUGUGCAAGUUCAUCUUUACCAUAGUGGACAUAAACCUGUUUGGAAGCGUCUUCCUGAUCGCUCUCAUUGCCCUGGACCGCUGCAUCUGUGUGCGGCAUCCGGUGUGGGCCCAGAACCACCGCACUGUGAGUCUGGCCAAGAAGGUGAUCGUGGUGGUGUGGAUAUGUGCGCUGCUCCUUACCUUGCAGGUUAUCAUUCGUGUGACUACAGUGACAGUUGCACCUGGAAAAGUAGCCUGCGCCUUUGACUUUUCGCCCUGGACCACAGACCCUCAAGAGAGGCUGAAAGUAGCUGUCGCCAUACAGACCGUCCGAGGAAUCCUCCGGUUCGUCAUUGGCUUCAGCUUGCCCAUGUCCACUGUUGCCAUCUGCUAUGGGCUCAUUGCCAACAAGAUGUACAAGCAAGGUCUGCUCCAAUCCAGCCGUCCCUUGCGGGUCCUCUCUUUUGUCGUCAUCGCCUUCCUUCUCUGCUGGUGCCCUUUUCAGGUGGUGGCUCUCAUGGCCACCAUCAAUAUCCGAGAAGUCUUGACAGGAAUGCGUGAAGAUCUUAAAAUCGCGGCGAUAGCCACAAGUUCCCUGGCCUACUUCAACAGCUGUCUCAACCCAAUGCUGUAUGUCUUCAUGGGCCGGGACUUCCGAGAGAGACUGAUCCACUCCCUGCCCGCCAGUCUGGAGAGGGCACUGACGGAGGACUCAGGCCAGACCAGCGAUUUGCCAGCCAACUCUGCUACACCUUCUGCAGAGGUCCAGAUACAGGCAACGUGAGGUGGGGGUCAGGGAUGCUUCUGUGUUCCCAGAUCCAGCUUCUUCUCAUCUGGAGCUAAGCUGGACUGAAAGCAUUCCCCACUCUGCUGAGCAUUAGACACUCAACUUCUUUGUGCGCCCCCGCUUCGAAGAGAAGAAACAGACUUGAGGCUACUGUUGAUGUCUUUGAUUUGGGGAUUUCAGGUUGGGGUGACAAAAGUGAGAAAAGAUAGGGAGCUCAUGCACCCCCAUUCACUGUCAAUGGUCCUGAUCAUAAUAAUUAUGGGAGAGCAUAAUACAAUGAAUCCUAUUAGUUCUUCCCAGGAAAAUGAAGGUGAGAGAAACAGAAACUCUAAUAAAAGAAGUACUUUCUCAAUAGCUCAGCUUAUAUCAAUAAGUAAGUGAAAACAGAACACCAUAGAGAUACCAGCCAAAGACCUCUAGUUCCUAAAAUUGCCCAAUCUGUAGCAUUACAAAACUUGGAAACUCAAUUAUCCUCCCCAUCACAUUUCUGUUUUCACUUUUUACCUCCAAAUGUGGCUGGCACAGAAUUAAUCCAGUACCUGGUGCUUGCUGUCCUUGUUUCCCGUGUGACCAACUCAGGGUACAACUCAGACAUCUGCCUCAACUUCCUUAUAAGCUACUUGCACAAGGUCCUUAAAUAUGGAACAGAGUUUGUGUGGAGUUAGGUAACGUGGAACAUGUUCUGGUCAGUCACAGAUCAUGGGAAAGCAUUCAGGUGAACUCCAGAAACCUUUGUUCCUAAACAUUCAUCUUCCUUCCCUAUUCCUCCCCUCCAGGUUUUUUUUUCCUUUUGCAAUUCAGAGACUCUGUCCCUUGCUAUCCCUUGGUCUCCUUUUCUAACCAAGCCAAACAUUUAUGAUAACACCAAAAUGAAUGCUGUGCCAGCUGUGAAGGAAUCAUUUAGACACCACAGCAUUCUACCGUUAUCAGCAUAGAGAAAAGAAAGGAGAGCUGUGAGUAGGAGACGUUGGAGAAGAAGCCUAGGAGUGUCCAGCAUCUGCAGAUACCACAUCAUGUACUUUGGCGAAAGUUUGGAUGAUGGUGGGUGUUUUCUUCCCAGUCCCAGGGGAGAUUCCUGAGUUUGAUUACAUGAUGUGGCCUCAGGAAUCAAUCACUUCUCUGCGGUCCUGGAUGGCCUUUCUGUGUAUCCCCCAGCAAAUGCCUCAGCCUUGCAUUGCAGCAUCCAAUACAUUUAUUUAAUGUCCCCAACCCUGGCUCUUCUGGAAGGCAUCAACUGAUCCUCACCUUCCUUCUACACACGAAAGCCUUCAAUAAAUGUUAUUUUAACUAAA
Messenger RNA from Cavia porcellus (domestic guinea pig), 2478 nucleotides. RefSeq names its product formyl peptide receptor 1 (gene Fpr1). Gene Ontology annotation, cellular component: plasma membrane. The record is from RefSeq and is a predicted model, not a curated record. NCBI's taxonomy places the organism in Eukaryota, Metazoa, Chordata, Mammalia, Rodentia, Caviidae. Gene Ontology annotation, molecular function: complement receptor activity; N-formyl peptide receptor activity. The transcript has 2 exons. Bases 131 to 1183 code for a protein of 350 amino acids. Gene Ontology annotation, biological process: positive regulation of cytosolic calcium ion concentration; complement receptor mediated signaling pathway; phospholipase C-activating G protein-coupled receptor signaling pathway.